CUCUACCGUGUUGUUGGCGUUAAAACAUUCGCGACGAACCCCCGACGAAAAUAUGUUGGAGUCCGGUUCUGUGCAGGGUUUAUGUACAACAGCUUGUUCUAUGGAGUUUCCGCAGUAGGAGAGAAACAAUCGGGCUAGAAGGUUGUGGUGUGGAGCGCGGAUCUAAAUUCAUUUGUAUUGCCAACAGAAACAGUUAAUUUACAUUAGGUUUUCGUAAAAAUUACGGGAGAUAUGAUGCUGAAAACGUUUAAUUUUUUGCUAUUUGUCAGUGCCAUACGGCCCGGUGUUUGCGACUACCUCAGGAAAUUGCAGGCGAAUCACAAGGCACAAGAUUUGAGUAAUCAAGAUUUGCAGUACGUGUCGAGCAUGUCGAACACAAAUCAUUUAGACGAAGUCCUCGACAACAUUCUAAUACCACGCGUUGUCGGCACAAAGAACCACCAAAAAGUUCAUGAUUACAUUAAAUCUGAUUUGCGACGGUUGAAUUGGACGGUGGAGGUGGACGAGUUCCAAGAUGCGACGCCCAAUUUCGGCGUCCUCACUUUCCGUAACAUCAUCGCCAAAUUGAAUCCGAAUGCCGAAAGAUAUUUGACUCUGGCCUGCCACUACGACAGCAAAUACUUCCCCAAUGACGAAUUCGUCGGUGCGACAGAUUCAGCGGUACCCUGCGCGAUGCUUCUGAACAUUGCUCAUUUGAUGCGCCGCGACCUGGAUGCCCAAAGAUCCAACGAACUGAGCCUUCAAUUGAUCUUCUUCGACGGCGAGGAGGCGUUCGAAAAUUGGGGACCGAAAGACUCGAUCUACGGAGCCAGACACUUGGCCGAAAUGUUCAACGAUGCUCGGUCCAUCAGCACGGUUGCGAACCAAGAGGUUACUAAUUUGCAGAAGAUAGAUAUGUUAGUCUUGCUCGAUCUGAUAGGGCAUAGGGAUGUUUCCUUCUACAGUUAUUUUCACGACACGCAACAAUGGUAUAUUCGUCUUGCAAAUUUAGAGGACAGACUGAGAAAAUUGAGACUGUUAAAAAAGACGGGAAAUCACGUCUAUUUCAAAAGGGCGGCACAUUGGGGCCGUAUCGAGGAUGAUCAUCUUCCAUUUUUGGAACGGGGUGUGCCGAUUUUGCAUUUGAUCUCGUCGCCAUUUCCACGUGAGUGGCACACUCCCAGGGAUAAUAGGGAUAUUGUGGACAUGAACGCAACUGAAAAUAUACAGAAAAUUCUCAUGGCAUUCGUGGUCGAGUACCUACAUAUAGCACUGGAGACUGAACGAGAUACGAAUAUAGAACGGGAAGAGUUAUGAUUUAACGAGAAGAAUGUACUAACCUGAAGAUUAACCACUAGGUUUGUGCCCAUUGUAUGAAUUUUGUUAAGUUUUAUUAAGUUUUUUAACUUAUAGGUAGUGCAAUUGACACGACCACGGUUUUUUUGUCUAGUCAAAAUUAAUGUUAUAAAUGCAUUCCACUACUUAACAGUUUUAAAGAUUUUGUUAGGAUGAAUAUUUUUAUAAGAUUCAAUAAAUGUUUAAAAAUAA
Molecule: messenger RNA, 1527 nt
Organism: Aethina tumida (small hive beetle)
Lineage: Eukaryota; Metazoa; Arthropoda; Insecta; Coleoptera; Nitidulidae
Gene: isoQC
Product: glutaminyl-peptide cyclotransferase
Exons: 6
Coding region: 232-1296 (354 amino acids)
Molecular function (GO): zinc ion binding; glutaminyl-peptide cyclotransferase activity
Source: RefSeq, a predicted model, not a curated record